GAACCUAAAUCGAGAAUAGUAUAAAUACUCCGUCGGACUCUGAAAGAGACACAAGUUUCAGUAUUCCCUCACCGACGACAAAAUAUCGAGACUCAAAACUGACAUACAGUACCUAAACAACUAUGGAUACAGUAUUAAAAUCAGUGGUUAUGUGUCUAUUACUUGCCUGUGUGUAUGGUGCGCCUGCAGACACUAAGGGUAAACCGGUGGUCAAGGUUGAGAAAACUUUCGAUGUUGAAGGGCGCACUUUGACUGAAACUAUGGAACAAACUGAUGACGGGAUUAUAAUAGAUGUAGAGGCUCAACAAGGGUCCAGCGCUUUGACAGUGUUCACUGACCUCACUCAUGGACUACUCAUCCAUCGACACAAAAGCGAUGACUCUUGUUAUAUAUCCAGCCUUGCAGAUUACAACGAUACAGCAUUGGCACAAGAAAACCCCAAAAGUGUUUUCAAGUACAGACUGGAACCAAUUUCAGAGAUCAAUCGUCAGUACUUCAGGUACACUGCUACCGACUCGAUGAAACGCAUUUGCAGUGGCGCUGGAAACAUAUUAUGGAGUGUAAUCCACGCAGAUGCUGAAAACGAAACGCGACAGAAACGCCACGAGUGCACUUACAAAUGCUCGACUUGGUGUUUUAUCAUCUGCAAUACUAAAUGCGAAUUAACAUGUUGAGAUUAAAAUAGUUUGAUUUAAUCAUUUGAUAUAAUGUAAUGUGCUUUAGCUUGAUAUCUUUGGCCGCAGCUCGAUUUUAUAAGAAAAAUAUAAAUAAUUUAUAUAAAUAAAGUGAAUUAAUAACCUUGUUAGAUAUUUCCCUUGUUGAUCGUGCUGAUCAUAUUAUUCACAUUUUAAAAAUAAAAUUCCUAUCAAUAUUAAAUAUUUAUUUUUGUUAGCAUAGACGUUUUCCUCAAUGUACUACUACUAAGCCUAUUAUAAAAGAAAGAUGUGAGAAAUGAAAUAAGAAAACAUAUGUUAAAAUUUUGAUUACAUUCAAAAUUGCAAGUUUUGUUUUAGGCUCUGGUGUAAAAAAAAUGUACAAAAUCAGCAAUUAAGCAUUUUACUAUAAAAACGUCCAUGAUUUCUUUUUCUUAAUAAACGCUUGUAAAAUGGCAGUCCAAUCAG
Messenger RNA from Anneissia japonica, 1121 nucleotides. RefSeq lists its product as uncharacterized. Bases 123 to 674 code for a protein of 183 amino acids. The record is from RefSeq and is a predicted model, not a curated record. Lineage: Eukaryota; Metazoa; Echinodermata; Crinoidea; Comatulida; Comatulidae. The transcript has 6 exons.